This is a messenger RNA of Cuscuta epithymum, 1658 nucleotides long. The record is from the annotation of a GenBank genome assembly. NCBI's taxonomy places the organism in Eukaryota, Viridiplantae, Streptophyta, Magnoliopsida, Solanales, Convolvulaceae.
UGCAUAAUGCAUUCCGUAUAAUAAAAAAACUUAUGGGUGCGCACAGCGAGGUGCGCCAAGCAACCCCUUUUCAAAAACUGCAUUCAAUGUCUGGUUGGGUAAUUUCGAAUAGGUUUGUUCUAGGGUUUAACUCAAGCAGGUUUGCUUUGCCUUACUAUCUAAAAAAGCGAUGCAUUCUAGGUGCUUGUGAAUGUGUCUCAUUGAAUUAUUUGUUUCGUCAAACUUCUGUUGUUGCAUUUUCUCCCCGCAGCUUGUAUUUUCUUUUGAAUUCCACUGCUUUCAACAUUGAAGACCUAAAUCUGCUGCACAUAAACAAUUAGAGCAACACCGCACUGCCUUUCGAGUUCCGGUGGAAUAUGGGAAUCUGCAGUUGUGGCUACUGCUAGGCGGCGGCUGUUCUUGCAACCUGGAGAUAGCAAUAUAGCAGACUGGGGUGUGGCUUCUUCCUCUGCUUCUCAUUACUCUGAUGCUGCAGCCUUUGGAGACCUUUCUUUGGGUUUUAAUGCUGCUCAUGAUUCUGUCAGCACCGCCGUUGACGGUGGCAGUGCAUCCGCCGCCCAUGAUGGGCAGUGGAACUCCUCUGCCGCUAGGAAGAUGCAAAUCAACUACGGGUUCUCACCGGAUAUGGGUAUGUUUGUGGUGGCGCCGGCAGCCACCUUCCUCCACCACCACAACGGCUCAACGGCUUCAACGGUCAACCCCAACCGUAUCACUGGAUUCACAGCAAAGCCCCCCCCCCCCCCCCCCCCCCGCUUGUAUUGGCUUUGAAGGUGGAUCCACCCCUGCUCUCGGCGCCGGAGUGGGUGUGAUCCCUUUAAGCUCUUACUUUGAAAAUAAGAAAUCUGAUCUGGAUGGAGUUUUUGCAGAAUUGCAGGUGAAGGUUUGAUUAUAGAUAUGCUUUCAUGACCCUAUGAUUAUUUGUGUUAUAAAAGAUAGAAGGAUGGAUCAUUUUGAACUUUGAAGCAAUAUCACAUGAUGGAAUAUGAUGGAUAUCUUUGAAUCUUAAUACAUUAGUGUGUUUAUUAUUCUUGAAUGAAAUAUUGUACUAUCGUACAAAUUAAACAUUAGCACUUCGGAUUUAGUAAUGCAUUUAUUGUUUUUUGAAUAGUUUGACAAUACAAAUUAAACUGAAUAUUCCUUAUUCAGUUUUAGGGGUGGACUCGGGCCGGGCCAACCGGCCCGGAACUGGACCGGCCCGCUACCGUGCGGGCCCGGACCGGCCCGGCCAACCGGUUGGUGCACCGGUUCGGGCCACCCGGGCCGGUGGGAUGGCGGUUCGGGCUCGGGCCCUGAUUUUGGUGAACCGGCCCGGCCGGUUCGGGCCCAGUCCGGGCCGGAUUUUAAUUUUUUUUUUUUGAAUUUUUUUUAAGUUUUGGGUUGGAUUAGGUAUUUUGGGCCAUUUGAGGUGGUUUGGGGUGCUUUGGGGUUUGAGGGGGAGGGGGUUAAAAAGGAGAACCAAAAAAAAAAAAAAAAAAAUAGACCGGUUGGCCCGGUCCGGCCCGGAACCGGAACCGCCCACCGGCGGUUCGGGCCCGGGCCCUAGUUUUCUGGCCCGAGGCCCGGCCGGGCCCAGGCCCGAACCAGGCCCGAACCGGCCCGAGUCCACCCAUAUUCAGUUUUCUCAUUCGUAUAAUCGUAUGUAGUAUUCUUAUUCCCAC